This is a messenger RNA of Drechmeria coniospora, 975 nucleotides long. RefSeq lists its product as uncharacterized. Gene Ontology annotation, biological process: thiamine biosynthetic process. The record is from RefSeq and is a predicted model, not a curated record. The coding region runs from base 1 to 975 and encodes 324 amino acids. The transcript has 2 exons. NCBI's taxonomy places the organism in Eukaryota, Fungi, Ascomycota, Sordariomycetes, Hypocreales, Ophiocordycipitaceae.
AUGAGCCCACCCGCCGCCGUCUCCCCUCGCAAGGUCGCCGAGAUGGUGCCCCCGCCGGCCAAGUUGGCCGUCCCUACGGGCGACAGCAAGACGCGCCCGCACACGGCAACCAUCGACGAGAUGCUCGGCCAGUGGGAUGACUUCCGGUUCGCGCCCAUCCGCGAGAGCGAGGUGUCGCGGGCCAUGACGCGUCGCUACUUUGAGGAUCUCGACAACUACGCCGAGUCGGACAUGGUCAUCAUCGGGGCCGGAUCCUGCGGGCUCAGCGCCGCGUACGUGCUCGGCAAGACGAGGCCCGACCUGCGCAUCGCCAUCAUCGAGGCCUCGGUCUCGCCCGGUGGCGGCGCCUGGCUCGGCGGCCAGCUGUUCUCGGCCAUGGUGAUGCGGAAGCCGGCCGACGCCUUCCUGCGCGAGGUCGGCGUCCCGUACGAGGACGAGGGCAACUUUGUCGUGGUCAAGCACGCGGCCCUGUUCACGUCGACGCUGCUGGCCAAGGUGCUCGCCAUGCCCAACAUGAAGCUCUUCAACGCCACGUGCGUCGAGGACCUCAUCACGCGCCCCGCCGACGGCGGCGUCCGCAUCGCCGGUGUCGUCACCAACUGGACGCUCGUCUCGAUGCACCACGACGACCAGUCCUGCAUGGACCCCAACACCAUCAACGCGCCCCUCGUCAUCUCCACGACGGGCCACGACGGGCCGAUGGGUGCCUUUUCGGUCAAGCGCCUCGCGAGCAUGAAGCGCAUCGAGUCCCUCGGCGGCAUGCGCGGCCUCGACAUGAGCACGGCCGAGGACGCCAUCGUCAAGGGCACGCGUGAGAUUGUGCCCGGACUCAUCGUCGGUGGCAUGGAGCUGUCCGAGGUGGACGGUGCCAACCGCAUGGGACCAACUUUUGGUGCCAUGGCACUCAGCGGUCUCAAGGCAGCCGAAGAGGCGCUCAAGGUCUACGACGUGCGGCGCAAGCAGAACGACGCUUGA